ACAUGGUUUUACGAGUGUCAUUGUACGUUGUCCUCGGUCUCGCUGUGGUCGGCUUCGAGGUUGUUCAUUCGCAAUCUGCAGGCGAUGCAUGUGUAUUGAACAAAGGCGGGAAUGGCGUUUGUAAGAAGAUAAUUGAAUGUCCUUCGGCAAUUGAUGCUUUGAAACAAAAUCAAUUGCCGCAAACCUGUGGGUUUAUUGGGACCACACCGGUGGUUUGUUGUGAAGGGGGAAUGGGAUCGAGAACAGGAAGUGUUCCUGGAGAAAUAAGUCGAGAAAAAUGUGAAGAGUAUUCAAAAUUUGCGUAUACGUAUUUUACACCGCCUGUUUUGUCAUUUGGUGCACCCCGAAAUGCAUCGCGUCUUCAAUGUCCGUUUAAAGUAAUUCCGCUUAUUAUUGGAGGCACAAAAGCAAAAGCAAAAGAAUUUCCACACAGUGCUGCAAUUGGCUAUGACUCAACCGAUGGUACUUCCCGAGUAUAUCACUGCGGGGGUUCUUUAAUCAGUGAUGAAUUUGUUUUAUCCGCUGGACAUUGUAAAAACAGUCGGUCUAAUGGACUGGCAAAAUAUGUGCGUCUUGGUGAUUUAAAUUUAAUUUCUACAAGUGAUGAUGCUAAACCACAAGAAUACAACAUAAAAGAAUUCAUUGAUCAUCCUGAUUAUCGCCCUCCAUCAACAUACAACGACAUAUUACUGAUUAAACUGGAAGAAAAAGUUAAAUUUAAUCACUACGUCCGCCCGAUUUGCUUAUACACUGAAUUUCAACCGCCUACGAAAUCCGCCAUUGCUUCCGGUUGGGGAAAAACAGAAGACGCUGAUGGUAGCGAUGAUUUACUCAAAGUCACAUUGGAGUUCUUUAGCCAAAACGAAUGUUUUAAAUAUUUUCCUGCAA
Messenger RNA from Dalotia coriaria, 888 nucleotides. RefSeq names its product venom serine protease Bi-VSP-like. NCBI's taxonomy places the organism in Eukaryota, Metazoa, Arthropoda, Insecta, Coleoptera, Staphylinidae. Gene Ontology annotation, molecular function: serine-type endopeptidase activity. The annotation marks the transcript as partial. The transcript has 5 exons. Gene Ontology annotation, biological process: proteolysis. The record is from RefSeq and is a predicted model, not a curated record.